AUGAGUGACGACCGUGUCUUUCCGGAAUGUGUAACCAAUGAAACACGGACCAACUGCUUCAAUGUCGCUUCGAACUCCGUCGUUUCUCAUAAUCAAGAAAUAUGGACUCCUGUCGUUAUCCAACGAGUAGUAUCCAUAGGGGUCAUUAUGAUUUUCACGCUCAUUGGAAAUACUACAAUAAUUCUGGUAUUGUCAUGCAGCAACUACAGGAAACGUAAUAACAGAAUUAAUAUAUUUAUAAUUAACCUAGCCGUUGGGGACUUGAUGGUUUGCUUUGGAACAAUGUCGACGGAAAUCCUAUUUGUUGCAUUUGGAGAAUGGGUUUUAGGGCAAUUUGGAUGUAAGCUGUUGACCUACAUCCAGGUUGUGACAUUAUCAAGCACAACAUUCAUCUUAACGGCUAUGGGCAUUGACCGCUACAUGGCUAUUUGUAAGCCAUUAAGGUUUACGAUAUCAAACUCAAGAGCUCGGAGAAUGGUGAUUAUCUCGUGGAUUCUCUCUCUAGUGGUGUCUAUUCCUCAAUUAUUUAUAUUCGUUCAGACGGUUGAUGAUGUCAAUCCAGACAACUCUGUCAAAUAUGGAUGCCAUAGCAAAGGAUAUACGGCUCAAUGGCAGAGACAGCUAUACCUCACUUUCAUGACAGUAUACAUUCUCAUUUUCCCUGGGGUUGUUUUGUCAUUUUGUUAUAUUAAUGUGGCCAGAGUUGUUUGGAAGCAAGGUCGAUCCGAAUCCUACUCAGCAAACGGAGACACAUCAUUAAGACGGUUCAUAGUGAACAAAGGAAUAAUAUCUCUGGCAAAGAUGAAAACAGUGAAAAUGACGUUUUGUAUAAUUAUUACAUUUAUUGCCUGUUGGACGCCUUACUUUGUCACAACGCUUUGUAUUGUAUACGGUGACUUGCACAUUCCUCAAGCUGUUUUAGCCUUUGCUGAAACUAUUGCUUUACUCCAAAGUGCCGUUAACCCAUUGCUGUAUGGCUUAUUUAACAUUAAAUUAUUUAAAGGCUUAAUGGAUAUAUUUUGCCCACAUAAACAGCAGUGCAAUGUUAAUGGACGCUGUAAUAAUCCUCGGGGCGGUUUCCUUUUGUCUGCCACGGAGGAUAGACGACACUUUAAUACAGUGAACCCAUCCAAAAAUUUGGUUAAGCCCAGUCCUAGGGAAAAAAUCUCACAAUCAGGCACGUCAUCAGGUGAGGGAUCUACGGACAAGGCAGGAUCGUCAACAAGGUCGCAUGGAGGUAGCUGUAUAGUUUCCGAAUCAAAUGUGAAUGGUUUCAAACUAAGGGUGCGAUUCAUGGCUAAAGAGCCUAUUCAAGCGCAUGAUAGACAUGGCAGAUGCUUAUACCCCGGCGAACGAAAAUGUGAUGAAGAGUGUACAUUAUAG
Messenger RNA from Dreissena polymorpha, 1383 nucleotides. Its product is annotated as neuropeptide S receptor-like. The transcript has a single exon. Gene Ontology annotation, biological process: G protein-coupled receptor signaling pathway. NCBI's taxonomy places the organism in Eukaryota, Metazoa, Mollusca, Bivalvia, Myida, Dreissenidae. The coding region runs from base 1 to 1383 and encodes 460 amino acids. The record is from RefSeq and is a predicted model, not a curated record. Gene Ontology annotation, molecular function: peptide binding; vasopressin receptor activity. Gene Ontology annotation, cellular component: membrane.